AUGGAACCGGAAUUUGAAGAUCAAGACCGCAGCGAUAACUUGGCCCCCUGGUCAGGUUCAGAUGGGUCCCAGGAGUUUUAUGUGUCUGGAUCCUACAAUGAAGAGGAAGUUAGUGAAGCAGAGUACCACUUGGACCCAGAAAAUACUCAUAUCCUCAAGUCUGACCCUGACUCCGACUCCCCAGAACACCUUCAAGACUGGGAAUCUGCAGGUGAGCAACAGUCCCUGCCUGAACUUACUGGAAGUGAAGAAGAACUUUCAUACCAGGAGGAGGAUGACAUCUACCUUAGUGAAUCAAGAGAGUCCACUACAGAGUCUCCUCACAUCCGAGCCUCAGAGCCUUCCUUGCAUUCAGAGUGUCCAGACUCUGAGGAUCAUGCUGGCAAGAUAUCACGGCCACAUUCCCAGUCUUCUUUCUCCUCUAUUGGCUGUGCUGCUGAUAUGACCGUGGCCUUGACCCUGACCACAGGACACCCCCAGGGAGCCAGUAAUAGAAAGGGCCCAGAGACUGGGAACAGCAAGCUUGAAUCUUCAGAGGAAGGAGGGAGCAGCGAAGCACCUCCUGCUUCUGUCUCCUUUGGAAUUUCAGAUGAGGGUGCUGAGCAGGCAGAGAAGUGGAACUCAGAGUCUGACACAGAUCUGUGCAGACCAGACAAGCACAGGACAAGGUACACACGGUUCAGUCACAGCGACAGCCAAUCAGAAAGACAUGUCAAGGAGACCAAGUCUAAAUGUAAGAGAAUUGCUCGGCUUCUAACUGAUGCACCAAACCCCCGAAAUAAGGGAGCCCUGCUGUUCAAAAAACGUCGGCAGAGAGUCAAGAAGUUUACGCUUGUGAGUUACGGAACUGGUGAAAACAAGCUUGACGGCGAAGACCAAAUAGAGGAGGAAACUGAAGAAGUUACAUCAGCCGGGUAUAACUUUGUGGCCACAAGUGAUUCUGAGUUAGAGGAGCAGUAUUCUCUUUAUCAUCAGCAGCAUAAUUUGAGUCUGAAUUGGGGAAGUGCCCGAGAAAUGGAAGCUCUACCAGAGACAAAAGGGAAGGGAGUUUUGAUGUUUGCCCAGCGGCGCAAACGAAUAGAUGAAAUUGUGUCAGAGCACGAAGAGCUGAGGAGUAAAGGAUUACCUGUGGAGGCAUUAACAGUACCCGAAUGUGCAGAACCACAGAAUGUUUACGACACUGAAGAAAUGUAUGUGCAUGCUGAUCAGGCUGAUCAACUUUACAUGGAUGCAAAUCUCAAGCAGCAUGGAGAAUACCAAGAAGAUUUCCAACAGAUGAAACAUCUGUCCAAUUCGACAAAACCCUUGGUGCCAAACAGAACUGCAAAGCCUUUUCUAGGAUUUCAAGAUAGCCCAAGUUCUCCCCACACACCUGGGAGCGUUGUUCCAGUUACAAUGAAGCAAGAAGCAAGAUUUAAAGUACCUGUUCCUAUUAACACUAACCCACUGGUUUGGUCUCCAACUGGUGACAUUAUAGCCUCAAGAGAUGAACGAAUAUCUGUGCCAGCCAUCAAAACUGGCAUUCUACCGGAAUCAAAACGGAAACCAACUAAUAAACAGUCAUCAAGGCCAGCACAAGAUUUGGCUCUUCACAUUCAAAACAAAGGGGAAAGGAGGUCUUAUAUUGAGUCGGAGGAAGACUGUUUUAGUCUAGGUGCUGAAGCUUGUAACUUUAUGCAACCUAGAACAAUAAAGCUCAAGAACCCCCCUCCAGUCGCCCCGAAACCCGCCAUCAACCCAAACUGCCCACCUUGGAUGAGAAGGAGUCCCUCCAACGAACCCUAUAUUCCACCAAGAAGUCCGGGUUCACAACCUUCGCACAGUCCUGUAGGUCCUCAUAGCCAGCACUACUUACAGCAACAAGACUGGGCUCAGCCUCAACAGAUGGCCAACCGUUGGGCACCAGAUCAAACUCAGGCAACACUUCAAACACCUGCUAAUGCCUGGGCUCCAGUCACCUCCUCUUCUCAGCUUCAUCUUCAGCCAACCACAAAUAGCUGGAGUCAACAGCCGCAACGAUCCCCUGUGAGUAUACAGACCCACAGCCCACAGUCAAAGAAUAUGCCAGAUAGCACUCUGGAUUCAAUUGCCUCUUGCCCACCACAAACAGGGAAGUCAUAUAUCCACUCAUCAAAAGCGCCAGAGGUUUCUCCGAAGGGUCGUGUCUCAAACAGAGGUCCCAUUCAGGCUGGCGAUGGCUCUGCCAUGGCUGGAAAAGGUGCAAAAUUGUUUGCCAAAAGACAGUCCCGUAUGGAGAAGUUUAUUGUUGAUGCUGAAACAGUGCAAGCAAGCAAAACCAGAUCCCCCUCCCCAGCCUCGUCCCUUCCAAACUCUUGGAGGUAUUCAUCGAAUAUUCGUGCACCACCUCCAUUAUCAUACAAUCCCCUUCUUUCUCCUUUUUACCCUGCAGCCAAGCAACCCCCUUCCACAAGCCCCAAAAUCAAUCCCAAGACCAAAGAGAAAUCUAAAUCAGCCCCCAAGCACCUCAACUCUUUAGAUAUAAUGAAACAUCAGCCUUAUCAGUUGGACUCAUCACUGUUCAAAUAUAAUGUGAUCCCUGAAGCCAAAAGCUCCAGCCCCAGCCCCGGCCCCGGCCCCAGUCCCAGUUCCAAACCAGCCCCAGUGUCAAAGUUUGAGGCUACCAAAAACCUUAAACUUAGAGUUGCCUCUGCUCAUUCUCCUUAUAAUACCUCUGAGCUUGCUGUUAAAAGCAAAGCAGAAGCCCCAACUAAGUCUCCUGGAUCGGGAUUUGGUAGAAGUCGUUCCCUGAGCCUGCCCAAGAGACUGAAUUCAGUGCCUUCUCCUGGACUGCUGUCACCUGUGAGCACACCUGGGAUACAACCAAUACAGAGGAAAACAUCAUUGCAAGAAAAAGUCUGCAAACCACCGACACCAUGGGAGGCAGCUUCAAGAAGCCCAUUAGGCUCAGUGGAUGAAGCAUUUUUGUUUCUCCCCUCAUCUGUCACUACUAAUGUCAAAGCUGCAGAGCACCGGGGAUCUUUGCCAGAGCCUCCAGAAGAAUGGAAGCGCAGGGUGUCUCUUGAUCCUGCACCUGUCAGCAAGAGUCAUUAUCAUCAUGAGACCCCAGCUUUUCAUGCUCUUACCCAGAGCAGGACAUUCUCACCUGAGAAACCAGCCUUCUAUGGGCCUCCCUUCAGACCUGCCCAGCCUCUUAGGGCCAGUAUCGGGCACAUGACACAAGGCUCCAGUCCAACAAAGUAUUCUCCUGUGUACAGUGAAGUCCAGCGAAGUUAAAACUGCUGAGACAAAAUUGGAUAUAAAAGAAAGAAAAUAAUAAAUUAUAUUAACAUUAUAGGGUGCAGCUGUUCAUUCAAAGUAUAGUAAAUAUGAAAUGUUGAAUAGCGUGCUUAUCUCAAGCAGAUGGACUUCCGUAUGUUGACUCUAUCUAUUUGAUGAAAAAUUAGGUUGUUAGUGGCAUGAGUAGGGUAAGGCUUUGGGCACAGUUUAAGCUAUUUGUUAUGUAGGUUUUGCAUUUAUGGCAGGAUGGAUGGCUGUGUUCAUGAUAUGAGAAAUCACGUGGUUUAACGCAAGAAGGUACUGUGAUGAUUGUGUGAGAUAUUAGCUCAGCUUUGAUGGGAGGUUUUACAACACAGUGGCAUUUAAGACAAAUGGUAAUAUGCAUGUGUUAACAUAAGUUUAAAUGAACACUGCUGUAACCAUUAAAGAUAUCACUCAUCCUAUAAUAAUCAGACUUUCUCUCAAUCCUAAUGUAGUGGCACCAAUCAUUUCCAUUCAUUUCAUUCACUUUUUGUUGGCUGUCUUUUAUAAACAAGUGUAUGAGCCACAAUACAUUUUCACAAUACACAAUACACAAUACAAGUAGGAACCUCACAGUCAGUGUUAUUUUUUUUUUAAAAAAACUGUUGAACUGCAUGUUGGCUUUUUAUUUUAUUUUUUAUUUUUGCUUUUAUUGUGUUUAUGUUUUAACAUGAAUGAAUCUGGCAUGCAUGCAUACAUUUAUGAAGUAUCCCACCUUUGAUCAGACACUGUGUGGUGUUAAAGUGUUAACAGAAGCAGAUGCUGUCCUUGAGUGCCAGAGUUUCCACGUGACGUGUGCAGAUUUAAAGUUGGGCUUUUACCGUGUGAAGUGCCAUUGUUUUCACUUUUAAACACAAGCAAUAAAAGAGAUUAAACACAAA
Archocentrus centrarchus (flier cichlid) is the source of this 4160-nucleotide messenger RNA. RefSeq names its product synaptopodin 2b (gene synpo2b). Lineage: Eukaryota; Metazoa; Chordata; Actinopteri; Cichliformes; Cichlidae. Gene Ontology annotation, cellular component: Z disc; actin cytoskeleton; nucleus. Bases 1 to 3255 code for a protein of 1084 amino acids. Gene Ontology annotation, molecular function: actin binding. The transcript has 3 exons. Gene Ontology annotation, biological process: positive regulation of actin filament bundle assembly. The record is from RefSeq and is a predicted model, not a curated record.